AUCGAUCUCCCUUCUGAAUACCUAAAUUUAGCUUUGGCCUUCACUUUCAUAUUCUAUUUAAGGAACUGCAUAGUCACAAACUUUUGUACUGAACCCUAAAAUUUAUUCCCAAGUUUUCACUUCUCACUAGGCACCUACCUCUCCACGUACGUUUUCCAUAUAUAUUCACGUUCUUCAUAUGAGAGCAAGGAGAUCACCAAUGGCUGCUAUCACCUUAGACACAACUUUCAAGCCAACAACCAACGAAGUACUCGACUCCCCUCAUGACCAACAAUACGAGACUGUGAUCGAGGAAAUUGAAGGGCUUAUAAAAGUGUACAAGGAUGGACACGUGGAGAGACCUCAGAUCGUGCCAUGUGUCACAGGCGCAGUAGCUCCGGAGCUAGGCGUGACAUCGAAGGACGUGGUCAUCGACAAGUUCACAAACAUCUGGUCACGUUUCUACGUGCCCAAAUGCCAAGAAAAUAACAAGAUGAAGCUCCCUUUGCUAGUAUACUUUCAUGGAGGUGGGUUUUGUGUUGGCUCAGCCGCUUGGAGUUGUUACCAUGAUUUUUUAGCAAAGCUAGCCUCCAAACUCGGUUGCUUAAUCAUGUCGGUAAAUUACCGAUUGGUCCCUGAACACCCUCUCCCAGCUGCAUAUGAAGAUGGAUUCAACUCCAUCAUGUGGCUGAAACAACAAGCUCUAAUUCAACGUGGAGCUAAUAAUAAUAAUAAUACAUGGUGGUCAACGCAAUGUGACUUUUCCAGAAUCUUCCUGGUGGGUGAUAGUGCGGGUGCCAAUAUAGCCCAUAAUGUGGCCACAAGACUUUACACGGGAGGAGGUUCGGUGUUAGAAUCACCUUCUACUGAUCAGUAUCGCUUGCAUCAGUCAAAUUCUGACCGUCCAUGUGACGAAGAGAUUAUAAGCUCAACUAAGCCUUUGAUUGUCAAAGGUACAAUUUUGCUGCAACCCUUUUUUGGGGGAGAGGCUAGGACAAGUUCUGAGAAGUACAAUAAGCAGCCUCGGUCUGUGCUGAGCGUGGCAGCCUCUGAUGCUUAUUGGCGAUUGGCGCUGCCACAUGGCGCUAAUCGUGACCAUCCAUUCUGCAAUCCUAUGAAGAGUAGUAGUGGUGGUGGUGGUACUCUAAAGGCUGGUUGGCCAACUAUGGUUUGCAUUUCAGAGAUGGAUAUACUGAAAGAUAGGAACUUGGAGUUUUGUGAAGCAUUGAGAAAAAGAGGAGAUGGUAAGAUGAAGGUGGAAUACGUGGUGUAUAAAGGCGUUGGGCAUGCAUUUCAGGUGCUGGAUAAGUCUGAGCUCUCGAAAACUCGAUCGCAUGAGAUGAUAAAUCAUAUUAAGGCCUUUGUUAAUUGUAAUUGAUUAGUUCCCUUGUGAGCUGUGACUAUAUAUGAUUAGCAAACCCUAGCUUGUAUAGCCAUGUAAAAUGCAUAUAUUUAUAAUCAAAAGAAUAUUAGUUGUGUAUGUAUAAAAGUUGAAAAAUGAAAAUUAAAUCAGGUAUGUUUCAUGAUCUUUUCUUUCUUCUGGCUCUUGUCCAUGUCAUGAUGUCACUGUGUGUAUGAGAGAGAUGUAAACUAUGAAGUAAGAUUUAUUUUAGGGUAAAGUUAGGAACACUUAAUUUAUGAAGUAAUUUUUUGUUGACGUGACGUUAUUUCACUCAAAUUAUAACACGUGAUUUUGUUUAAUAUAGCCUGAAAAUGGGACAUAUCCACAUCGUUCAUUUUUUUAUAACACGUGAAAUGAUGCAUAACUUGUCUUAUGUUCUAGGUACUUAUAGAAGUUUGUCCAUCGCCAAAUUUGAAUCCCAAUGGAAAAUGGAAUCAUCGACUUUCAUUAGGCCUUUUAGCACCCAAAAAAAAAACAUGAAACUUUUCAGGAAAAUGGAAAGAAAAAAUAAAAAACAACCCGGAAACUUAUCAUUCUAUCAAACCACAACAACCGUAAAACUGAUUAUUCAAUAUUCAUAAAAAGGUACCCGUAAUAUAAUCACUCAACCAUAUGAUGAUUAAAUCUGUUUCCUCUUU
Molecule: messenger RNA, 2019 nt
Organism: Pyrus x bretschneideri (Chinese white pear)
Lineage: Eukaryota; Viridiplantae; Streptophyta; Magnoliopsida; Rosales; Rosaceae
Product: probable carboxylesterase 6
Exons: 1
Coding region: 179-1357 (392 amino acids)
Molecular function (GO): hydrolase activity
Source: RefSeq, a predicted model, not a curated record